Molecule: messenger RNA, 606 nt
Organism: Branchiostoma floridae (Florida lancelet)
Lineage: Eukaryota; Metazoa; Chordata; Leptocardii; Amphioxiformes; Branchiostomatidae
Exons: 2
Coding region: 251-586 (111 amino acids)
Source: RefSeq, a predicted model, not a curated record
CACACGAAACGACAGGGUGUACCCAGUCACUGCAGGAGAGCCAAUCACAACAGUUUCUAAUCGUUACCCGUCGGCACCAAGGCGUCGGCACAGUCUGCCCAUGGAGUCGGGAGAGUUGAUAGUAAAAAUCCUGACCUAAAUCUGGACCAAAUCAAGCCAACUCAAACAGACAUUACACAGUGUUGCGUUGCCAGCUUUCUCUCUUCUCACUACACUGCAGCGGUCCCUAACUGAAGAAGACCUGGCAAGGAUGAAGUUGGCAGUGUUUCUUCUGCUGACAGCCGCGCUGAUUACAGGCAUUCGGAGCCAAAAAUGUCUCUGCCCAGACGAGAGCGGGGACUCGGCGGCGGGAGUGUACAGUAUCCCCGCUGGGCAGACGGUGUGUGUCGCCCCGAAGGCCUACACGACUCCUGCCGGUAAAGAGGAGACGGCGGAGGUAGAGCAGCUGCGGGAGGAGGUCAGGUCGCAGGCGGAGGAGAUCGCCAGGUUGGAGAGCGAGAGGUCGACGAUGCAGAGGAUUCUGCUGAACUACAGUACAUCAGCUAUCACCCUGCUCAACCGCUUCGAUAGCAUGGCCGAGGUAUAGAAGGGGUGACGUAAGCAUUA